Messenger RNA from Cylas formicarius (sweet potato weevil), 651 nucleotides. RefSeq lists its product as uncharacterized. The transcript is spliced from 4 exons. NCBI's taxonomy places the organism in Eukaryota, Metazoa, Arthropoda, Insecta, Coleoptera, Brentidae. The record is from RefSeq and is a predicted model, not a curated record. The coding region runs from base 136 to 531 and encodes 131 amino acids.
CGGUGUCAAAGUGGUCGCGUGGAGCGGCGUCGUCCGGCGUCGCGACGCCAGUUCGACGCGAUCCCGAGGACGAGGCUGACGCGCGCUCCCCCGGCCUAUUAAGUUUCGCGAAAAAGUUUCGACGCUCCUUUAUCGAUGUGGAGGCUGACGUACCUGCUCGUGCUGGUCCCGAUGAUCUGGAGCGUCGCGUCGCGACCGAUGGAGCCGGCCGAGUGGCUGCACAUCCUGGAGCACACACAGCGGGUCAGCGACGGCGGAACGGACGUGUUUCGCGCGUUCGACGAAGCUCACGGACGGGAUUUGAGUAAUACGGAGGGAAUGGAGCAGAAGGAGGAGGAGGAGGAGGAGGCGAACGGCUUCAUCUCGUCGGCAGACAAACGCGCAUUGUCGAUGUUUGCUCGCUGGGGUUCCGUCAACAGCAUCGGCAAGGAGCGAUCGCCCAUCAGGAGCGGAUAUUCCGCGGGAUCGAUGGAGUCAAUCAGCACCCAAACGAGGAGUCGCAUGCUGGGCCAGCCCCUGCGGUGGGGCUAAAAAUGGCGUCCCGACGACGACGGCGGCGCCUCUGCGUGACGUAACACCAUCAUCAAAAUGAAAUUCCUACACAGGGUACGAUCGUAACAACGAAAAAGGAACAAAAAAAAAAUAAGAACG